AUGAAUCGCGACACUGCUAUCGAAUGGACCUCUCGUAUCGGAAACGAACGAUUAACAAAAGACGACAUUUAUUGGGUGUGGGAAAUCACUGAAGAUAAGCUCACACCAUACGGGAGCAGAUUCCCGUUUGUGGGCGAAGAACUGGAUGCGGAAUUUAUGGUUUUCAAGGAGGGCGAACAAGAAAAACUUGCGAGGAAGCUGCUAGAGGAGGAAGGUCUCGGGCACUUGGAGUUUGCCACUCGUCUAGAUUGA
Molecule: messenger RNA, 252 nt
Organism: Desarmillaria tabescens
Lineage: Eukaryota; Fungi; Basidiomycota; Agaricomycetes; Agaricales; Physalacriaceae
Exons: 3
Coding region: 1-252 (83 amino acids)
Source: RefSeq, a predicted model, not a curated record